Messenger RNA from Coregonus clupeaformis (lake whitefish), 5969 nucleotides. Its product is annotated as kinase suppressor of Ras 1. The transcript has 20 exons. Gene Ontology annotation, biological process: protein phosphorylation. Bases 223 to 3153 code for a protein of 976 amino acids. Lineage: Eukaryota; Metazoa; Chordata; Actinopteri; Salmoniformes; Salmonidae. Gene Ontology annotation, molecular function: protein kinase activity; ATP binding. The record is from RefSeq and is a predicted model, not a curated record.
CUUAUGGGAGAGCUGUCAGGGAGGGAGAUAGGAGUCUCUCGGCGGAACGGGCAGAAUACACAACCCGAGCACUGUUGGACUUUGGAUUGCUUUGGACCAGGAUCUUGAUAUCGAGCAUUUUGUGACAUUUGUUAAGUUCAAUAAUAUUGCGUCGUUGGUGCAUGUGCAUUUUAACAUUCACAGUUUGCAUCUACCCCCUAAACCCGUGCCCAAUGCCGAGGAAUGGAUAGUGUGUCUGAUAAAGGUGGAAAGAUGGUCAAGAGUGAUGAGCAGUCGGAGAGGGAUAGUGGCGGUGGCGCAGCCAUGGCAGCUCUACACCAAUGCGAACUCAUCCAGAACAUGAUUGAAAUCUCCAUAUCCAGUUUACAGGGGCUCCGGACCAAAUGUGCCGCGUCCAACGAUCUCACACAGCAAGAGAUACGUACUUUAGAGGUGAAGCUGAUGAAGUACAUCUGUAAGCAGCUGCAGUGUAAGCAGAAAGUGCCGAAGACAGAGAGGCCUCAGGCCUUGGACAGCUACCCACGGCUGGGGGACUGGCUGCGCACCGUCAACCUGAGACCUGAGCUCAUUGAGGCGGUGCCGGUGAAGCUGUCCUUGGAUGCCUUGCUGCAGAUGCCAGGUUCUCACGUGCGGGAGACCAUGAGGAGACUGGGCUCCAGUUUAGAGGAGUGUGCCAGGCUCAGCGCUGCCCUCUCCUGCCUGAAGAGCGCCACUGAAUCAGAUGGAGAGUUAAGAGAGGAUGGGGGGCCAUGGUUCUCUGAGCCCACCCGGCGAGACAGUGGCUCUCUGCUGCUGCCUCCCGAACAGCUGUUGGGAGGGAUGGGGGGUCCGAUGCGCCCCCACAGCCCCUCUUCCCUAGCUCGGCCCCCCACCACCCCAUCCACUCCCUCCACCCCCUGCACUGCCUGUGCCCAUCCCCGGUCCUUCUCCGUGUCUACAAUGCCCAGUCCCGAGGCCCACGGGGCUGACAGCCCUCUCACAGACCCCUUCCCCCUCUCCACCACCCGACAGGGGCUACUCCAUGGCCACACCUCCACCCCGCCCCUCACCCCGCCCUCCAAGAGACGCCACAGGCUGAAGCCCCCCUGCACCCCGCCGCCCCCCUCCCGCAAGGUGCUGCACCUUCUGCCCAACAUCACCCUGACCCGCAGCAAGAGCCAUGAGUCCCAGCUGGGGAACCGCAUCGAGGAGCCGCCAACCAACAAGUGUGCAAAGAAGAAUAAGUUGUUCCUCAACGUUCAGAUCAAUGGGAAUGGCUGUGAGGUCUCGCUCUCCCGCUCCCCCCACCGGUCUGCCCGCACCCCCGGGGCUUCCACCCCUGCCCCCGCCACCGCCCCCUACACCCUACCUGGCACCCCUACUCUGAUGGAGGAGCAUUCAUUCCACCUCAAGAAUAACAUGGGGUUGCACCGUGGCUCUCCACAGACAGUGAGGAGAGACAUAGGCCUGGCCGUCACUCACAGGUUUUCCACCAAGUCGUGGCUGUCUCAGACGUGUCAGGUGUGUCAGAAGAACAUGAUGUUUGGGGUGAAGUGUAAACACUGCAGGUUAAAGUGCCAUAACAAGUGUACUAAAGAAGCUCCCUCCUGCAGAAUCUCUUUUCUGCCAAUCACCAAAAUCCGGAGGACUGAGUCUGUGCCAUCUGACAUCAACAACCCUGUGGAUCGGCCAUUAGAGGCACCACAGUUUGGCACACUACCAAAGGCCAUCACCAAAAAGGAUCACCCCCCUGCGCUGAACCAGUUGGACUCCAGCAGUAACCCGUCCUCCACCACCUCCUCCACACCAUCCUCCCCUGUCCCUUUCCAGAACCCUCCCAGUGCCACCCCGCCCCCCAACUCCUCGCCCAAGGUCCACCGGGACAACCGCUUCCACUUCCCAGCUGCCUGCUACUUUCAGCAUAGACAGAAGUUUAUCUUCCCUGAUGUGUCCAGUUCUACUACGUUGCACUCUGAAGCCCUCCAUGACACAGUUGAGACUGAACCAGCAGAUGACAUGCACGCUGAACUGGCCGAGGAUGAGGACGGAGAGGAGGAAGAGGAGGAUGAGGAGGUGGUUGAACCUGAGAUCGACCCAGACCCAGUAGUGGAGGAGGAAGAUGGGGAGGAGGAAGAUGAUGAUGAAGAUGGGAGUGGGAUGAAUGGGGGUUCGGACGGUGAGUGUGAUGGUGAUGAGUUGGAUGACCUGCCCAACUCACGGGGAGGUCGCUGGAAAGGCCCCAUCUCCCGUAAGGCCAGCCAGACCAGUGUCUACCUGCAGGAGUGGGACAUCCCCUUCGAACAGCUGGACCUGGGAGAGCUCAUUGGGAAGGGCCGUUGGGGCAAGGUACAUAAGGGCCGUUGGCAUGGAGAGGUGGCCAUCAGGCUGCUUGAGAUAGAUGGGAACAACCAGGACCACCUGAAGCUGUUUAAGAAGGAGGUGAUGAACUACAGACAGACCCGUCAUGAGAACGUGGUCCUCUUUAUGGGGGCAUGCAUGGCCCCGCCCCACCUCGCCAUCAUCACAAGUUUCUGUAAAGGGAGGACGCUAUACUCUGUCGUUCGAGACACCAAAAACACACUUGAUAUAAACAAGACGAGGCAAAUUGCUCAAGAAAUUGUAAAGGGAAUGGGCUAUCUGCAUGCCAAAGGCAUUGUCCACAAGGACUUGAAGUCGAAGAACGUCUUUCAUGACACCAAUAAAGUCAUUAUUACAGACUUUGGUCUGUUUGGGAUCUCUGGAGUGGUUCAGGAGGGGAGGCGAGACAAUGAGCUGAAGCUUCCACAUGGCUGGAUCUGUUACCUGGCGCCAGAGAUCGUACGCAGGAUGAGCCCUGGAAACAACGAGGACCGCCUGCCCUUCUCCAACGCUGCAGACGUCUACGCUUUUGGCACCAUUUGGUACGAGCUCCAAGCCAGGGACUGGCCUAUCACCAACCAGCCUGUGGAGUCUACCAUCUGGCAGGUGGGGAGUGGUGAGGGCAUCAAGAAGGUCCUGGCAGAGAUCAGCCUGGGAAAGGAGGUCACGGAGGUCCUGUCUGCCUGCUGGGCCUACGACCUGAGGGAGCGGCCCACCUUCACCCAGCUGGCUGACAUGCUGGAGAAGCUGCCCAAACUCAACCGGAGACUGUCCCACCCUGGACACUUCUGGAAGUCUGCAGAGUACGUAUCCUAGAGGUAGAGGUGGAGGCAUGGGAGGAGGAUAUGUCCUGCCUGCCCUCCCAUGCACUCUGAACCUUGACUGGGCUCUGACUCGUCUGGAAUGGACUUGUGUAUAAAACAAAGGGGUUCAACUGAAGGCAUGUAAAGGAAGAACCCCAGAUUGCUGUGAGGUAUUAAGCCCACUGAUGUAAAACUGAUGGGGACUAGGCAGGGUAUGCCUGAGUAGACUCUUGGUAGUAGUUUAUGUUCAUGAUAGUCAUGAGCCACAUUAGCAUCUGAUGGUCCACUACAAAUACAUUGACCACUGUAAUAUGAGAGACGGUGGUUUCGAAUGGUGAAACAUUUAGCAUUUAGAAAUGAACCAUAUGCGAUGCUAAGGGAAUGUUCUCUGUUUUAUCUUCUAUUUCCAAAACUCUAUCUCCCCCAGGAUGUGACUGUGAGUUGAGUGCACUUUUCUGUUUAAAAGCAUUGUUUUGUCCCUCCCUUUCCUGGACAUUUUCUUGACCUGCUCUGUACCUCUACAUCUCCCCACCCCUCUCCUCUUCUCAUAUGUUAGAUAUACAGUACCUGGUCCAGAUUUCUCUCCACCUUUACUCCUCUCCUACCAUCUCUCUCCUGCUCGUUCUCUGUAAAUUUGGACCGACUUUGGGAAACCCUGUGCUAGUGGAAACUGCUUGGCUACUGGUCUUCUGUUUGUAUUUAAUCACAAGCUGGCCUCUUCCAACACUAUCAGUAAUGAUACCACAGAUGCCCCAACAAAGGCUGUCUGCAUAGCAUGCCAGAGCUUGAAUGGAAAGAGAAGCACUUACCAGCUUGCUUGGUGUUUGCCAUGGUCUGUUGGGACACUUUGCGUGGACUUGUGAAUCCUGAAAAAGCUUUCUGUGAGAAAGCUCAUCUGAGCUUUCUGUGGUACAGAAAUCUGUCCCCUUGUUUCAUGUUGAAGUAUUUUCCUGUCUACUCUACUGCGCUGGCCUUCUUCUCAAAUCAUUCUCUCUUAAUGUUACACUUGUUAGUAUAGUUUCACUAACAGUCUCUAACCUCCUUGUUUUCCUUUGUUCUCUCUCUCUUUCUGUCUUCCUAAUAUAGGUUGUAGCCGUCACUAUGAAACAUAAGCAAUGCAAAACAAACAAAGCCUGGGUCUGCCUUGCAUGCUCCUGAAAUCCUUAACUCUUAGGAUUGAUCAAAGCAUUGACUCUGCCUGAUACAGACACUGCUUCCACUAACCCACAGCCUGAUCUUACAUGUCUAUUAAACUGUAGUGUUUCCUUGUGUGGGAGAGAAGGGUGCUGGACUGAGGAGAUCGAGGGUAGUGCUUCACUACCUUUCCUUCCUUCGUCUCAAAACUUCUUGCCUUCAUUUUUAUUUUUUGGACUAUCUGAGACUUGUGAGUAAGUGGUUCGUGGUGUCUGUGCUGAGACUGACUGGUAUGCUGUUGCCUGUGCCUUGUGGCUGAUGGCUGGUCUGCUGUGUUCUGCUCCGUCUGCAGCCUGCCCAGCUCCCAGACGACGUGGCCCAGACACUCGUUGGGCCAAACCAAUGGUUUUAACUCUUCCUAUCACAAAUGGUCCUCUGCAUUCACUCCCUCCUCCUCUUUUUUCAUUGUGGUCUUGAUGCUUCAGGCUGCUUGAGUGAUGUAAUCCAACUGCCUCUUGCCUCUUAGCUCUAUGCAGUUUUUCGAUGGCAUGCGCUGCGACACUGUCACCGGGCUGCCCCAUGUCUGCCUUCUGGUCACUCACUACCUGUAAACAUUAUUUCAAAUGCAGAAAAAACUAUAAGAUACAAACUGUCACCUUUUUGUUGUUGGUUCCUAUUUAGAGUAAUCAUUUUUGCAGUGUUAAUUUUUUUGUUCCAUGAAAGUUGAAAGGACAAAGGUCUCAGGAAUUGGGAGAGCAUUAUUUAAUUGACUCUUGCCUCUGUGUUGCUUGUCUGAGUAGAAUCUGAUGAAACCAUACAUUUUAAAAUGGCUCAGUGCAUAAAUGAAGAAUUAAUAUGUUGAAACCGCAGUUCACAGGAGGUGUCAGCAUGCAAUGGGACCUUCCUCUCAUCAUCUCACUGCCCACUGGAAAUGGAAUUCUGUUGGUUAUUUAUGACUGAAGGUAUUUGAUGAUGAAGUGAGUGCCCUGAUUAUUAAAAGGCAUAAGAGGGCGCCAUAGAGAAACAAGAGAUGCCUUCUCUCAGCCUGUGAGUGGUGUAGAGAGGUAGACCUUUCAAGUAGUUUAGUAGAUUCCUAAACAGCGCAAAAAAAUUUGAACAAGAACCUGCCGCAAAAGUGUCCUAUAAUUUACUCCUUAAACAUAAACUUCUUGUGCACGCUUGUGUGUAUUAUGUUUGUGAUUGCUAGCCUCAGUUGGUGUGCUUGUAUUUGUGUUUGUUUGUGAGUGUGUAUGUGCGAGUGAGUGUAUUGUAUUGGAAUAUGUAGGGUUGAUUUAGUGAAAGACUGCAGUAAAUGGUAUAUUGACGAUAUCAGUGGUGUCUAAACUAGACAUGUAUAUACAUUAUUUAAUGUACAGCUAAUUAACACAAUUGUUUUAAUAUUUGUACAAACAUUUUAUAUGUACUAUACAUCUUUGCAUUUUUAAAUAGGUACUGCUCCCCUAUUACAGAUGUAUAUAUCUUUAUAUUUUUUAAUGUACAAAAUACUGUAAAAAUACUGUACAUUUUUUUUCGAAUGUUUUUUAUGUCAUGUAAAAAUUCAUAUUUUUGUAUUGCAUGUGGCUACCAUUCUGUAAACACAGUUUCUGUUUUCAUCCUUGAAAGACAAUAAAAUGAAGCUUGUCAUGUGAUAAUUUAUGUUUGAGUUGAAUUUAAUAAAGUAUUUGAGUUAUGUUA